Molecule: messenger RNA, 1581 nt
Organism: Zonotrichia albicollis (white-throated sparrow)
Lineage: Eukaryota; Metazoa; Chordata; Aves; Passeriformes; Passerellidae
Gene: RPP14
Product: ribonuclease P/MRP subunit p14
Biological process (GO): tRNA 5'-leader removal
Cellular component (GO): nucleolus; multimeric ribonuclease P complex
Molecular function (GO): ribonuclease P RNA binding
Source: RefSeq, a predicted model, not a curated record
AGGGGCGGGCGGGCGGCGCUCGCGGUCUGGCGGGGUCGGGAAUGGCGGCGGCCGCGUUCGAGCGGCGCGUGCUGCGGAGCGCGGCCGAGCAUCACUAUCUGCGCGUGCGCCUGGAGCUGCCCGACGGCGGGGCCCGGCCGAACGCCGCGCAGUUCAAGCAGCUCGUGGUGACGGCGCUGAGGGAGCUGCACGGAGAGGUUGGAGCAGCUUUGCCUGUUGACGUCUUAACAUACGAGGAAAAAACUCUGUCUGCCAUAUUAAGAGUCAUUAGCAGUGGCCUUGUCAAGCUGUGGAGUGCUCUCACCUUGCUGGGCUUCUACCAGAACAGGAGGUGUGCCUUCCGGGUGCUGCAGACAUCUCCGUUUCUGCUUGCGUUAUCCGGCAACAGUAGAGAAUUAGUCUUGGACUGAAGGCAACUGAUGGUUCAGCUGCAUGCAGGAGAAGUUCCUGGAAAUGUUGUGGCCCUUCAGGUGUGGAAUUUCUGGAGGGAUUUUCCAACAAAGAGCCUUGACAAAGCCAAUGUUUAUCAACUCACUGCUUGGACAUCCUGCAUUUCAGAACUUACACGUAAAAGUUGGAGACAAAGCUGAACUUAGCAAGGCUUUUACACAGAAUGAUGUAGUUACCUUUUCUUAUUUGACAGGUGACACAAAUCCUUUGCAUCUAAAUGAAGAGUUUGCAAAGAAGUCUAGGUUUGGGAGAACCGUUGUCCAUGGAGUUCUGAUCAAUGGACUUAUUUCUGCAGUUCUGGGCACCAAAAUGCCUGGUCAAGGAUGUAUAUUUCUCUCCCAGGAGAUUCGUUUUCCAGCUCCUUUGUAUGUUGGUGAAGAAGUCACAGCUGCAGCAGAAGUGCAACGACUGAAGGGUUCUGUUGCACACAUUUCUGUAUCGUGUCAGGUCAGAGAAAGUGGGAAGACUGUUAUGGAAGGGAUGGUGAAAGUCAUGGUGCCAGAGAGUUAGAGCUGUUCAUCAUGUGCAACUUCAGCAUAAAGGCCAGAACCAAUGUACACUUAGUUUUGAGUCUCUUUUUAUGUGAAAUCACAAAACCAGUAAAUUUGCAACAAAAGCCUUUCAAAAUGUCUGAAAGUGCACAAACUUAACCUUACUAGAACUGCAUUGAAAUUAGAGCUUUUCCUUUUUUCACCAUGGUGGGUUUCUCUGCCAAGGUGAACCAGGCACUUGCUGUGACAAAGUGGCACAUUCAGAGAAGCCUUUUUGCUGCCACAGUGGGAAGUUUGGACUGGUGGGGCUCACACUGAGGCUGUUCUUCCUGGUAAAAUUGCAGUCCACACCAGCAAAGUUCAGUUAAAACUUGUUCCUUCUGUACAAAGCAGCUGUACUGCCAACAAGCACUGGGGAGGGGACAGUGCUGUGUUCAAAAGAAACAGAAGUGGAGGUGCUGACACUCAUGUACUGCAAGAUGUGUUGUAAUCUGCAUAGCAGCUCCAGCUGGUGCUUCUUCUGAAACGUGCCUCCCAGAAAGAGAGUGAAGAAGGCUUUAAAAAAAUGUAUUGUCACAACUUGUACUGACUGUAUUUGUGCUCCUGAGGGCAAGGCAAACAAGGGCAGAUGAUUUGAGUA